Parnassius apollo (apollo) is the source of this 1491-nucleotide messenger RNA. The record is from the annotation of a GenBank genome assembly. NCBI's taxonomy places the organism in Eukaryota, Metazoa, Arthropoda, Insecta, Lepidoptera, Papilionidae.
AUGCCUUGUGAAGAGUCAAAAUCCCGUAGCUUGGUGAGGUCGAGGUGCGAUCCAGUAGGAGGACUGCGCUGCAAACUCAUGUUUAUAAGAGAUUAUACUUGUACGUGGAGAUCAAAUGUAACCAGUUGUAAAGAUGACUUACUAGCAAUCCUUCGAGAAGACGAGAGUCAAGUGAUAACAGAACGAAUAGAGGCAUCUAAGAAGAAGACGAAAAAGAAAAAUGAAAAGGCUAAAAAGAAGAAGGCAAGUACAGAAGAAACAGGAGAAACAGGAGCGAAGGUCAAAGAGAAAAAGCAGACACGCAUGACAUCAAUAAGAAAACCUUUAGAGUUGGAUCCUAGUAAGAUAAAAAUAAUUGUACUGAAUCCCGAAGAACAGAUUAAACAGAGGGAGGAGGACAGCAAGGCCGGUCUUAAGUUUCCCUUCCAAUGCAAUCUAUGCUUUAAGGGAUUUAAUUUUGAGUCUAAAUUACAGAAUCAUAUGAAGAAACACAGUCCAGCGCGGGGUCCAUUCAAGUGCGAACUGUGCCACAUGCACCUGCCCACGGCGUACAGUGCGAGCGUGCACGCGUUCAUACACACGCGGCGCUACGAGUGCGUGCGCUGCGGCCGCCGCAUGACCGACCGCGCCUCCAUACUCGACCACUACAGCUCAAAACACGAAGGUGUUCUUAAAUUGUACACGUGCCAAAUCUGCGGAAAAAUUUCUAACAACAACAAAACGCAUCGUGGUCAUAUGAGGAACCACCAUUCCGGGGAUCGUCCCACGUGCGAGGAAUGCGGGAAGAGUUUCGUCAACAAGGACUCCUUGAUCGAGCACCAGUUGAUUCACAAGGGCAUCAAAAACUACGAAUGCGGGCAGUGUGGCGCGAAGUUCCGAACGCGGACGCAGAUUAAACUGCACCAGGGAAAGCAUUCUGACGCGAAAGACUACUACUGCGUUGAAUGCGAUGUGAGGUUUAAAUCGGCCCAUAGCCUUAAGCAGCACCUGUUGAAGAGCCUGAAACAUUUGGAUGUGCAAAGCCUUAAGUACAAGUGCACGCGGUGCGACAAACGGUUCGUGUCGCAAGCGGCGCUCACUCACCACAGCGAGAUACAGCACGAGGGCGUGCGGCCGUACCGCUGCCCGCGCUGCCCCGCCGCGCUCGCGUCGCGCGCCUCGCUCGCCAAGCACGAGCGCGCCGUGCACGCCGGCCGCCGCCCGCCGCCCGCGCACGUCUGCGACACGUGCGGCCGCGCCUUCCGGGGCAAGAGCGUGCUCAUCAACCACGUGCGCACGCACACGGGCGAGAAGCCGUUCGCGUGCGGCGACUGCGGCCGCCGCUUCACGCAGCGCACCGCCAUGCGCACGCACCUGCGCCUCGUGCACCUCAGGCUGAAGACCAAGCACGAGCCGCCCGAGCCGCACGACACGAAGCCGGAGGACGUGCCAAUAAUCUUCGAAGACUGGGAUCGCACGGACGCUUAUUUCCGCGUCACGGCGGGGCCCUGA